Messenger RNA from Xyrauchen texanus (razorback sucker), 3738 nucleotides. RefSeq lists its product as uncharacterized. Gene Ontology annotation, cellular component: nucleus. The record is from RefSeq and is a predicted model, not a curated record. Lineage: Eukaryota; Metazoa; Chordata; Actinopteri; Cypriniformes; Catostomidae. Gene Ontology annotation, molecular function: nucleic acid binding; exonuclease activity. The transcript has 15 exons.
AUGUUUUCAUCCACUGCUCUCUUCGCUGAAAUAGAUUGUCCCUUUGAAUGGGGACGAUGCAAGCGACCUUAUUGCCUGUACAGUCAUGGCAAAGACAAUACGGAGACAGAUCUUGGAGAUCUCAAAGUCACUGCUACCAUUGGAGCCUCCCACACCACAGAUAACCAUGCUUGUCUUGAGGAAUUGGAGAGGAUCAACAAAGAAAUAGAGGCAGUGAGGAGUGAGGUGGAGAAAGAACAAAAAAGACUGUCUCAAUAUCAGUCAUCACAGUCACUUGUACAUACAGAGUGUGCAGAUGUUUGCUCUGAGAAAUAUUUAAAAAUCGUCAACAGUCAGGCUGAAGACCAGAAUGGAAACCUCUUGAGACGUACAAAACCUACUUCCUCAACCUCUGUCCGUAAGUAUGUGGUUGAUCGUGCCAGACCCAAGACUGAUUUGGAAUAUGACCCGUAUUCCAAUUUCUCUGCAGACUUGCUAUCUGGCAGCUCAGUAGAAUGUAAGCUUAGGUCAACAGAUAAAGUAGAUAUUGAACAUUGCUUCAAGAGUAAUGGAACAGGAGAGCCCCUGUCCUCUCAUUUUGAUGACUCAGAUGACGAGAGGAUCUUGGUCAUUGACAUCGCACCUUCAGAGAAAGGUCAGGGAAAACGUAGAGCUAAACUGAAAGGAAAGACAAUAAAUAAACCACUGCAUUCAUCAGAGGGGAAUCUUUCAAUUGAUAAUUCUCUUUUUGAAAAUGACAGAAUAAAACCCUGGCAGCAACAGGAAAGGUUGUUUUCUGAAGGGUCCCAAAGUUAUGAUAUUAUAAAUGUUGUGGAACAGAAGAAAGAGAGGACCUCAGGAAAACCUUUGACAAUCACAAUUGAACAAGAGUCCUCUGAGGGGGAACUGGUCAUUGAUGUGUCACCUUUAGAAGAUGAAAAUAUGCUUUCAAAGCAGUGUGGAACCAUAACCAAAGAACUACUGAACUCAUCCAAAUUAUGCCCUAUUAGUGAGACCCUAGCUGAGGAUAGUAAAGAGGCCAAGAAAGAGCCCUCACAUAAACGGGUAACAAUUGAAAGACAAACCAAAGCUUUUCUGGAGGAUUCCACAGAAAAACCUGUGACUAAACUGAAUAUCUCCACAAAUAUCGAAACGUUUGUCAUGCAUAGGGAGGAAAAGGCACAGAACAUCGAAAAUGUCCUGGAUGACAUUUCCACAUGUCUAGACAAUCUGAGAAGCGAGAGUGAGAGGAUCAAAUGCAUUCAAGAUAUUAAACUUCUCCCGGUUACUUCUGUCCAAGGGGAGGAAGAUAUUUCCUCAAAGUCUGCUGCAGGUGUUGUUCAAUAUGCUACUUUUGGGGUAGAACCACAAAUAGACUGCAUCUCAAGUUGUGCUCAGAAAUCAGAACCUGCAACUACUAAAAAUAUCUCACAAGAGCAAGGUUCUUCGCUUCAACAAUACUCCCCUUUGGUCUCAUCUCAAUCUUCUACAUCAUCCUUGCUCAAGAAUAAUUUGUUUGGAUGUGGUCCUCACACUCAAAGCCUGGCUGAGACAUCUUGGUCAACUUUUCAGAAAAGUCCUGUAAUGCCACUUGUUCAGAACAUGCCUGCAUAUAUUUCAGGGAUUGACACUGGAACUGUUCUAUCUGUACCAUCAACUACUCUACUCAAACCAAGAACAGCUAUCGAGUAUGAGCAAAAAUUAUUUACACCAGAUGUAUCAUUUGUUUCCUGUGAAGCAUCUGUUCACUCUCAGACCAUUGCAUCUGCAACGAUGGAAGGGGGUAAUAAUGAAUCCAUAGUAAUUGACUCUAGUUCUGAGGAGGAGCUCAGGUAUUCAGAUCUAGAGCUCUCUGAAACCGACCCAAUGGAGGAGUGCUACAGAAUUUUUAUGGAAGCCAGCCAAAAGGAAGCUCCUGUGGUCCAAUGUGAAGUGUUAGAGAGCCCAGAAAUUGAGUUAAAGUCCAAUCCACCACCUGUGCUAAAGAAAAGGGUUGCACAUGUGGCAAAGGUUGAGCUGGCCAGCAAAAGCAAAGCACAGAUCAUUGUGCCUCUUCAAGAAGCAGGCUCCCAGUUGACCUUUCCAUCCCGAUCUCAAUCAUGCCAAAGGAGAGCAGCCAUUUUAACUGCAGCAAUGAAAGGGUGCCAUUCUCAAGUUAUGAGCAGUGCUCCAAAGAAAGUUUAUACACCAAGUAUCAUUCAUCCAAGUGCUGUGCAAAACUCCUGUGUUAGUGUCAUUCCGAUUGGUGCUACUCUGCAGCUGGGGGCAAACCUGCACCUCAUUGUACCCGAUGGAAAUUGUGCUUUACCUCUGACGCUGAUUCCAACCACCAUGUCCAUCCAACGACCCCCACAGCCUUCCCCACCUAUGCAACUUCCACAAACUAUACAUCCUUCACAGCCACCCAACUACACACCUGCUAAGGUUAAAUUUACUCCUGUAGUCUAGCUUUCAAUGGUUUUUCUUUUCAUUUUUGGAAGUUACUCAUUUUGGAUUAAAAUGUGAUUGAUAACUUUUGUGUUUGUAUAGUCACUGGGGGUCAAACGAAAAGCAAAAAUCCAUCAUGAGGUUGGGGUAAAGGUACCACAUGAUGUUCGGCAGCGUUAUGUGAACCUCUUUGUGGAGGAGCUCAUGAAAACAUCUGUGACUGUGCAAGAUGCGUUUGAGAAGGCUCUAGCAGAAGAAAAAAGUGUUUAUGAUCGCAGUAUUAAUAAGCUCAAGUAUCUAAGUGUAGCUGUCAAUGCACUCAAGAGGCUUAAAAGCCAAAGUGUCUUGCCUGCCAAAGAUCCCAGUGAGCGAGAUCAGAAUGCGUCUAGAGGCAAUGUACCACUAAAUACUCGAGCACUUCAGGGACCUGGGGAUUUUGCACUCUAUGAGCAGUUGAAGGAGCAUGUUCUGUCUGAGGACAUGUUAAGACUGAACAACUACCCUCGUAAACAUCAAGACAAAGCUGACGUUGCCAUCCAGUAUGGAGAUGUGAAGAAGGGAAUAAGUGACCCUUUGAAGAGGAUCUGCUGUCGAUGUGGAGCAACAUUCUCUGUUGACAAAAGUGGAAAGCACACUCGCAGAGAGGAGUGUAACUAUCAUUACGGAAAAGUCAUCGAGAACCGAGUGCCAGGAGGUGUCGAGACACGAUACAGUUGUUGUGAGAAUGCAGUUGGGUCACCUGGAUGCCAAGUGUUCAAUCUCCAUGUGCAUGAUGCAGUAAGCCUUCAGGGCUUUAUGAGCACACACUCUCAAUCCCUGGUGGGCAAAACAUGUCCCGGAGUCUUUGCGGUUGACACCCAAAUGUGUUACACAACUCAAGGGUUGGAACUAGCAAGAGUGACUGUAGUCAACAGCAGUUUGCAAGUCAUCUUUGACACCUUUGUCAAGCCUGAUAAUGAUGUCAUUGACUAUAACACCAGGUUCUCCGGCAUCAGUGAGGAUGAUGUGAAAGGAACCAGCUCAUGUUUGCUUGAUGUUCAAGCUGUGCUUUUGAGCUUCAUUAAUGCAGACACAAUUCUGAUUGGCCAUGGCUUGGAGAAUGACUUGGCUGCUCUUAAAAUUAUUCACAACUCUGUGAUUGACACCUCUGUGGUGUUUCCGCAUCGUCUGGGUCUGCCACACAAAAAAGAACUUAACAGUCUGACUGCAGACUACCUCAGGAGAAUUAUCCAAGAGAGUGCGGUGGGUCAUGACACACGUGAGGAUGCCACUGCAUGUAUGGAGCUCAUGCUUUGGAGGGUGAAAGAAGACACCAAAGUGAAAAGAUGGUGA